Salvelinus sp. IW2-2015 is the source of this 3233-nucleotide messenger RNA. Its product is annotated as MAP kinase-activated protein kinase 2. Gene Ontology annotation, molecular function: calcium-dependent protein serine/threonine kinase activity; mitogen-activated protein kinase binding; calmodulin binding. The transcript has 10 exons. The coding region runs from base 657 to 1823 and encodes 388 amino acids. Gene Ontology annotation, biological process: intracellular signal transduction; toll-like receptor signaling pathway; vascular endothelial growth factor receptor signaling pathway. Gene Ontology annotation, cellular component: cytoplasm; nucleus. Lineage: Eukaryota; Metazoa; Chordata; Actinopteri; Salmoniformes; Salmonidae. The record is from RefSeq and is a predicted model, not a curated record.
GAGAGGGCGCAAGUAGGUAGAAAUGGAGAUCUUCCCGGAGAGUAGUCUCGAGCUAGCUAAACGUGUGAGGUCAUUAUGACAUGACGGUAGCGAGAGUGGGGGAAAAAAACAAACAAGAUACAACCUGAAAGUCGUGUCGACUGAGUCGUUCGAUACUGAAGUGUGAAGAUUUUAUUCAGUGGGAGCUACCUUGAAAAGAUAGAAAAGCCACCCAUACUGGACAAGAUAAACACAUGUUCAAAGAACGGAAAGCGGAUGCUUAACGAAAAAAAGCUCCUCCUAUUUCUGGUGGUGACUUCACUUCAAUGCAGGUGGUAGAGUGUUUUAACGAGUGAAUUUAGAAGCUUCAGAGAGUUAGCUUUGUCGCGAGAACUUUGGAUAUUAAGGGACGGUUCAUGAGCAAGUAGCUUAACCAAUACGCGUGUUAGCUAGCAAUCUAACUAAAGUUAUUUUAAGGCCACUUGAGUCUCGACGAAUUUGGCACUGAGGUAUUAAUUGUAUAACUAGCUAACGUUAGCAUGCGAGUUCGACCACAUAUCAGCAGGUAGCUAGCAUUAGGAAACCACUAUUUAUUUUUUAUUUUUAACUGAGGAUUUCCCUGCGGUAAAAUUGGAAUAGUUAUAAGUGAACCCGCUCUCUCAAACCAAAUCAGAACAAUGUUAUCGAACGCUCAGAACCAGAACCAACCGGCCUUUCCGAACCAGCAACAACAGCAAGCGCCAAAUCUGAACUCUGCCCCCUUUCCUCCGUUUUUCGUCAAACCCCACAACCCUCUUCAAAUAAAAAAGAAUGCCAUAACUGACGACUACAAAGUUACAAGUCAAGUCCUUGGCAUGGGCAUAAAUGGGAAAGUAUUGGAGAUAUUCCAAAAAGGAAGUGGAGAUAAAUACGCUCUGAAGAUGCUGCAGGAUUGUGCGAAGGCUCGUCGGGAGGUAGAGCUGCACUGGAGGGCGUCGCCCUGCUCUCACAUCGUACGCAUCAUGGACGUCUACGAGAACCUCUACCAGGGCAGAAAAUGCCUGCUCAUCGUCAUGGAGUGCAUGGAUGGCGGUGAGCUGUUUAGCCAUAUUCAAGACAGAGGGAACCAGGCAUUCACAGAAAGAGAGGCCUCUGACAUUAUGAAGAGUAUAGGUGAAGCCAUCCAGUAUCUGCAUGCCAUUGAUAUUGCUCACAGAGACAUCAAGCCAGAGAAUCUGUUGUACACCUCCAAAAGGCCAGACGCCCUCCUCAAACUCACCGAUUUUGGGUUUGCAAAAGAAAUCACCACACUCAACUCCCUGGCAACGCCAUGCUACACCCCCUAUUAUGUUGCUCCUGAGGUUCUUGGUCCAGAGAAGUACGACAAGUCCUGUGAUAUGUGGUCUCUGGGCGUCAUCAUGUAUAUUCUGCUGUGUGGGUAUCCUCCCUUUUACUCCAACCACGGCCUGGCCAUCUCCCCAGGGAUGAAGAGACGUAUCAGGAACGGACAGUACGAGUUCCCAAACCCAGAGUGGUCUGACGUGUCUGAAGAAGCCAAGCAGCUGAUCCGCCACCUGCUGAAGACUGAGCCCACCCAGAGGAUGAGCAUCACAGAGUUCAUGAACCACCCCUGGAUCAAUCAGUCUAUGGAGGUCCCUCAAACCCCUCUCCACACCAGCCGUGUGCUGCAGGAGGAGCAGGACGUCUGGGAGGAGGUCAAGGAGGAAAUGACAAGUGCCUUAGCAACCAUGAGAGUGGACUACGAGCAAAUCAAAAUCAAGACCAUCAAGGACUCGACCAAUCCGCUGCUGAUGAAGAGAAGAAUGAAGGCAACCAAAGCACUCACUGAAACACCGGGCCUGUGAAACAGACACACACACACUCAUGCGGUGAAAGAGAGCUAAUAGGACAAGCAGAGAUUGUUAAGGGGUGAACGUCAGAAUCUCAAUAUUUUUUUUCUCCCCAUUUUAGGUUUUAACUUAAUUUUUAGCAGUUUUAUUCUCAUCGUUUUACCCCCUUUAAUCGUUUUUUUUAACAUUGCCAUUCAAGGUAAAGAACUAUAUUUUUUUUGUCUGCAAAGAGAUCAGAUGUUUAUCACAUGGUAUCUGUGAGGCAGUGGGUUUUGUUGUUGAUCACUAUAUGCGAGCCGACAGCACUGUAACUAAUUCAGUAUCUGACCCAUCUGUGUUCUUCAAUGUUGAUUCCCCUCAGUAUUGGCCACAUGGUUCUCAUGAUGAUACUGUCGUGGGUAAGUAGCUUAGAGACCAUGGAAACAUCCAGUUAUACUGUGGUUACCCCUGCUUUAAGGACAUGGCUAUGUCUAAUAUUUGUUUUCCUGCUAUGCACUGGAAACAUUACCUGUGCACUGAAGGGCCACAUUAGUUAACUCUUCACAAUGGGGGAUGCAAUGUUUUCUGUUUGUUCAAUUGUAUGUAUUUUAGUUUAUUGCUUUAGUUGUCAUUCGUUGUAUAUACUUAUUCACACCAACGGUAUUCAUUUUCUAUUUGUUGUUGGGACUUUUUGUUUGCCAUGAACUCUUUGCUUUGUUUUAGAUUGGACUUUUGAAUUGUAUGACUGAAAUUUAAUGGGUUUUCUUUGUUGGUUGGGUUUGAUUUCUUAGCCAACACACCUGUAGCCAGAACUAUAACUAUAACCACCACCAUUAAAGUGGACUGACUGUUUAGAAAGGAAGACUGUGUGCCUUGAACAUUGGGCCGAAUUCUUACUUGAGACCUGUGCACGUAGCCUAACUUUUCACACACCUCCCAUUGACGUUAUGUGUGAUUGACACAUUCAAGGUCUGUGCACUAGUCUCAAAUUUGGAUUUUUUCCCAAUGUGAUGACAGUGAGGGAAUAUUCAAGCCACCUUGUGGUAGACAGUAGUGCAGGGACAUUGUUAUCCAAUAUCCACCCAAUAGAAUGAGCUCACAAAAGCCCAUAGAUGGUGUAGCCCACGUCACUUCUCCUGAUGGUCACUUCUCCUGAUGAAAGUCACAGAUUAAUGCUGAUUGCGCUCUUUUGAAAAUCUUAUUAGAGAAUUCUUACUACUGAACUCUACAACAUCAGUGUCACUAACUAUUGGUUUCAACACAUCACCAAUAGUGUUGUUCAGGGUUUCUGCUGUGGUAGGUGAUGGGGGAACACUGAGGGUAAGGGCACCAUUGUAAUGCAUGGGGGUAUGGCGGUACACAUAUGAAAUGUAGCACAUCUAGUCUCAAACUGCUGUACUAAUGUCCUGGCUGUCUUUUACUGUGGAUUAAAACUCGUACAAAGUC